Pelecanus crispus (Dalmatian pelican) is the source of this 1590-nucleotide messenger RNA. Its product is annotated as torsin-1A-interacting protein 2. Gene Ontology annotation, biological process: membrane organization. Lineage: Eukaryota; Metazoa; Chordata; Aves; Pelecaniformes; Pelecanidae. The record is from RefSeq and is a predicted model, not a curated record. Gene Ontology annotation, cellular component: membrane. Gene Ontology annotation, molecular function: ATPase activator activity.
AUGGAAGAGAAUCCAAGCGUGGAUCUGUCUGGAGCUGGGCCACCCCAGGAUGAGGUGGAAAGCACAGCAGAGCAUCCUGUGCACCAAGAGCCCACCCAAGAAACACUUGAGCACCAAGUGACAAGCAGGUGGCCUGAGACCUCCUGCAAACCAGAGGAAGACUCUUUGGUCUGUAAAUCACCAACUGCUGAUGGAGGAGAGAUGACACUGUUGGAUUCAGCUGGCCCCACAGUAGAGGAGAAUGUCCCCCAGGAAACUGAAGUAUCACUGGAAGAAUCUGGGAAGACAAGAGAUGGUGUCUCAGAAAGAUCCCAGGAAGACGAUGACUUGGAUGAAGCCAGGCUCACCCACAAUAAAAUGGACAGCAAAGGAGACAGCCCUGUCCACCAGGAAACACAGGAGGACAAGGAGACAAGCAAGCAGUGUGAAAACUCCUACACAGCAGAGGAAGAUGCUACGUCAAGCAGCAAGUCACUGAGUUCUGACAGUAAAAUGACACAUUCGGAUGCGACUGCCACAGAAGAUAUCACUGAGGGCCUCUUGUCAGAGAAGAGCACCAGUGCCCCUCUCCUAGAGCAGGAGCCAGAAGAGCACAUAGAGCAAGAAACACAGGAGAGCGGAUCCCAAGGCACAUUAAGGAACAGACAUGGGACCAAAGGGCACACAGCCCCAAAGCUAGAGGCUCAGUCCUGCUUGCAGAACGUCACCACCCAAAACACAGACCAGGAGAAGGCCAAAGAGUACCUCUGGCUGAAAGGUGAGGAAAAGAAGCUUCCCUUGUGCAUUACUCGUCGACCAGAAGGCAGCCAUCCUGCAGGAACAAGGCUUGUCAUCAUGAGCCUCAUAUUGCUCGGCUUCUGCAUAUUCUGCUUCGGCAGCUCGACCUCCAAGUCCCAGCAAGCCCUCAAGAACCCCACGGUGGAGGCCUUUCUGUCCCAGUUCAACCAGCUGCAGGACAGGUUUCCAGGGCAGAGUCCCCAUCUGUGGCUUCGCGGGUGCAAGCUCCUGCAGAAGCACCUCAGUGCGUCCCACCACACGCAGCCAGCCAUCAUCAUCUUCACGGCUGCCCGCAAGGGUGAGCGGACCUUGCAAUGCCUUAGCACCCAUGUGGCUGACACCUACUCGGCUGCCCUGCAUGCCAGCAUGGUCCAGAUCAAUGGCACAGAUAAAUCCAGGCUCCAGAGUGACCAGGCCAAGCUGGAGGUGGACUCAGAGCUGAGCUUAGCUUUCCAGGCUGGGGGCCGUGCUGCUGUGAUACACCGCUUCGAGUUGCUGCCAGCGGGGGCCACCCUCAUCUUCUACAAAUACUGCGACCACGAAAGUGCUGCUUUCAAGGAUGUGGCGCUGCUGCUGACUGUGCUGCUGGAGGAGGAGAUGCUGGACACCCACAUCAGCCUCCAGCAGGUGGAAGAGAGAGUCCGUGACUUCCUCUGGGCCAAGUUCACCAACACCAGCACCCCCAGCUCCUACGACCACAUGGACUCUGACAAGCUGAGUGGGCUGUGGAGCCGCAUCUCCCACCUGGUCCUGCCAAUCCACCCGGUGCAGACCAUUGAGAAGGGGGGCUGCCAUGUCCACACCAAACCCUAG